Molecule: messenger RNA, 1146 nt
Organism: Caenorhabditis briggsae
Lineage: Eukaryota; Metazoa; Nematoda; Chromadorea; Rhabditida; Rhabditidae
Gene: Cbr-gnrr-2
Product: Protein CBR-GNRR-2
Exons: 6
Coding region: 1-1146 (381 amino acids)
Biological process (GO): neuropeptide signaling pathway
Cellular component (GO): membrane
Molecular function (GO): G protein-coupled peptide receptor activity
Source: RefSeq, a predicted model, not a curated record
AUGUCGUCGCUAAUUCUCAACUCGACUCCACCAACACCAUCAGAAGAAGAUGUGAUUGCUCAAGAGCCACUUGGUUAUAUCACCUCUGAUUAUGCUCAAAUGCUCAUUUAUGGAAUUUUCGUCCUCAUCGGUCUCCCUGUUAAUAUUUCAACUUUGAUCUACAUGCUCAAACGAUACCGACAUGCGAAAUCUUUCCUCCUUCUUCUUCAUAUUAAUCUCAAUAUUUCGGAUAUUUUGGUUCUUGGCCUCUACGUGCCCGGUCUAAUCGGUUGGCUGGUGACUUUGGAAUGGCGUGGAGGCGAAUAUCUAUGCAAAUUUAUGAGAUUCGUUGACGCCUUCGUUUUUGCGAUCAGCUCCAACAUCAUGGUUUGCAUUGCUCUCUACCGCCUAUCAGCCCUUCGUUAUCCACUCUGGGUCAACGCUGUUGGCCACUCGCGAGUCCCCAGAAUGCUCGUAUUGGCAUGGUCGCUGGCAGUGGUCACUAUGCUCCCCCAGAUGUUUGUUUGGAAUGAAGUCCAAUUCAAUCACAUCACUCAAUGUGUCACAGUAUGGACUGAAAUCAUCAACAAAGAACAUGCGCUCAGCGAGAGUGAGCUUCGAAACAUGAAGUUGUAUUCGAUUCAGAAUGCAAUCAUCAUUUUCUACGUCCCCCUGAUGAUUCUGGUCGCUUGUUACGUCUUGAUUUUGAAGGACAUUUACAAGACACUCAAUACUGAUACAGAAUGCUCAUCAGCCGCCUAUCUAUCGGAAAUGAGCUCUUCGAAGACUGGCGGAAAGGCGACAGCGCAUAAAAAGGAGCAAGAGAGUUUUGUAACUCUAACCACUCGCACUGUCCGCGGACAAGAGAAAUUUCGUCGUGCCAAAGUUCGAAGCCUUCGAAUCACACUUCUUCUAAUUCUAACCUACGCAGUCACUUGGCUACCGUAUAAUCUUUUGUCCUGGUGGAUGGUUCUUCAUUUCGAUUCGUAUAAAGAGAACUUGGAUUCAAAUUAUAUUCUCAACUCGUUGGUUGUGCUCAACAGUGUCAUCAAUCCGUUCAUUUAUGGCAGAGAAGAAAAAGAAAGAAAUCGGACAAAAAAUGAAAUAGAAAAUGUGUUGGUCGAGAAGGAUAAUGAUAAUAAUAAUGAAAAAGAGAGGGACAAAUAA